AUUCAUUUGCUGCUCAAAUCGGGCGCCGAUCCAACGAUUGCAGAUGCGCAGGGCUUCAACGCAUUACAUUUGGUGACGCACAGCAGUGCGGUGAUGCCUCUUCUAUUGCUACUACAGCACGAUGCAUUCGCCGCACCUUCGGCACUGGAUAUUUCUGACUCUCAAGGGCACACUCCCUUGAUGUGGGCAGCUUACCAGGGGGAUGCACUAUCGGUUGAUCUGCUACUGGCUCAUGGUGCGAACGUGCACGCCAAGGACGCUACAGGUCUCACGCCCAUGCACUGGGCAGUAGUGAAGGGCAACAGACUUUGUAUCAGGAAGCUGGCUGGAACAGGAAGCGACCUUUGGGCGAAGGAAGAAGGUGGAAAGACUCCAAGAGAAAUGGCGGUGGAGCUCAAGAGCGAAGCUGCAUACAGGAAAGCCCUUGCUGAUGUCGGUUUGUACGAGGAUGGGAGAAGGAAGAGUAGAGUAGCAGGAGAGCGUUCCGCACGGAUAGCAAUUGUUUUGUUACCAUUCUUCUUCUUGGGCUUGAUGUUCACAACAUUAGGAGCCCUCCCCUGGUUCGUGGGGAUGCCAUUCGUAGCUGCCGAAUUCUUCGGUAUGCACCACGUCAUUACGCGCGUCUUGCUUGAUCCGCUGGAAGUAGACAGUCUGCAGCGCAGCACCUACUUCUUGGGCAUUGUGGCGGGAAGUGUUGCAUGGGUCGGAUGGGAGUGGGCGCGCAAAGUGGUUCAUGGUGAGCGUCACGAAUGCCGUCUCUCUGCCGCUUUGCUUCCCCACUGUGUCCUAGAUUUGGCUCACGCACUGACAACGUCCCCUUCAGCUACUCCUGGCCACGCACUUGCCAAUCUACUAUUCGCGAUCGCCUUCCUGAGCUGUUCAUGGAACCUGUUCAGAGCAGCCACUUUGGAAGCAGGUUUUGCGCCGCUACCACAGACCGAAGCGGAACGCAGAGACGUCAUCCUGCAGCUUGUAGACGAGGGAAAAUUGAAUGGAACGACAUACUGCAUCACUUGUCUUACGAGGAGGCCAAUGCGGUCGAAACAUUGCCGCUUGUGUAAGCGCUGCGUAGCGCGACACGAUCAUCACUGUCCUUGGGUGGCUUCGUGCGUUGGCAUGAACAACCAUCGUCAAUUUAUCGUCUUUGUUGGCUCUCUCGUCAUCGGUAUCCUGCUCUUCAUCUAUUUGGUCUAUCACUCGCAACAGACUACGACUCUUUCCUCUUUAGCGUCACUCUAUGGGCUACUUUGCAGCUCACCUGGACCAUUAUUCUUCUCGUCGCCCAGACAUGGCAGAUUGCAAGACAGAUGACCACCCUUGAAGUGUCAAAUCUCGGCCGGUAUGGCUGGAUGGGAGGUAAAGGCGGUAGCUCAAUGACUUCUCAGACCAGUUUCAUGGAAGCGAGGGCCGCAAGACUUGCAGCACAAGGCAUCUCGACCGACCAAUCCGACGCUACCGCAGACGAUGACUUUGACGGCACAAGGCCUGGUUCGAUAGGUCCCGGAAGCCCCA
Ceraceosorus guamensis is the source of this 1512-nucleotide messenger RNA. RefSeq names its product zf-DHHC-domain-containing protein. Lineage: Eukaryota; Fungi; Basidiomycota; Exobasidiomycetes; Ceraceosorales; Ceraceosoraceae. Gene Ontology annotation, biological process: protein palmitoylation. The transcript has 7 exons. Gene Ontology annotation, cellular component: Golgi membrane. The record is from RefSeq and is a predicted model, not a curated record. The coding region runs from base 94 to 1311 and encodes 405 amino acids. Gene Ontology annotation, molecular function: protein binding; palmitoyltransferase activity.